CCAUUAGAUAUCAACACAUAUCGCCCAUGUGUUAAUCUUACACAAAUCGGUGACACGAUAGAAAAUUGUUAUGGUGGUCUAGAUGAAAAGAACACUUUAGAAAAUUGUGAUGGAUCAAUGCUUGGCUUCUCAUUUCGUUGUAAUAACAAACGAUGCUUAGAUUACUAUUCAUUAUGUCAACGAGAAUCUGAAGAGUGCAGAAGUGAAAUUUUAUGCCAUUAUAAAAGUAAAAACGAGUCAUGUUCUGGAAAAAACGAUGUUAAAUGUCUUGAUGGAUCAUGUAUGAAGAACGCACGAUGUGAUCAAAAAUUAGAAUGCCCAUAUGGAGAAGAUGAAUAUUGGUGUCCUUUGACUACAAGUAUUCUUGGCACGACAUAUAAAUAUAGGAAUAGUAAACGAGUUCAGAAAACAUAUUGGGAAUCAUUUUGGCCACAUUUUCCAUCAUCUAUUCAAUCGAUAGUAACAGAACUUGAUAAAAAACAAUCUACACAGUAUUUUCGUUCAUCAUUAAAUAUUGUCAGUGCUACGCGAGUUUCCACACAUUACUCAGACUCAUACAAAUGCAAUCGAGGCGUUGCUGUAUCGUAUAAUAAUAAAUCAUAUGUUGUUUGCUUUUGUCCACCUUCAUAUUAUGGUAGAUGGUGUCAAUAUUUUAGUGAUCGAUUGACUGUUUAUACUCACCUUAAUCUAAACUCUCUACCAAUAACGAAUUAUUUAAAAAGAUUUCAUUAUUUCAAGAUCAUUGCUUCACUUAUUUAUGGUAAACAUAUCAUUGACUUUCAUGAAUUUAUUAUCAACGGUGAUACUGAAAUGGAAAAUUCUACCAAACAUAAAUUCUAUUUAUUGUAUUCAUCGUCUGACGAAAUGAAGCAACAAAAGAAGUUGCGACAUUUUAAUCGUACAGAUAUUAUCAAAAAUCAACCGUAUUCGAUACGAUUUGAUAUUUAUAAACUGAGUGAGAAUGAAAUUGACGAAAUUGGCUCCUGGGUAUAUCCAAUUUAUUUUGAUUUUUUACCUGCAUUUCGUUUAGCUACUAUUCUUACAUUUCCUAAAUGGUAUGGAAAUUUAAGUGCUAAUCCAUGUAUGAAUAAUACAUCGUGUCCUGAAAACUCUAUAUGUUUACCUAUUUUUAAUCAAGAACAUCUUAGAUUUCAAUGUUCGUGUCGGAGCAAUUUUUAUGGUAAAAAUUGUGAAACUAUUGAAUUAAAAUGUUUAUCAUAUUGCUCGUCAAAUGCAUUAUGUAGACCUGAAAGUCGUGGACAACUCACUAAUACAAACAAUCCAUUAUGUAUCUGUCCUUUACAUCGUUUUGGGCCACGUUGUAAUUUACGUCACGACGAGUGUCAUUCUCAACCUUGUUUGAAUAAUGGAACAUGUCAUUUGAAAAAUGAUCCAAGUGGUCACAAGUCCUUCAUUUGCAAAUGUUCAAAAUAUUAUUAUGGAGAUUAUUGUGAGAAAAUUAAAUUAUCUGUUUAUAUCAAUCUUAACAUGAAUAGACAUACAUUGGCAUCUAUUAUUCAAUUUUAUGAUGUACGUCUUUCAAAACUACAGCUUCUAAUUCAACAUCAGCAAGUAAUGAGUGGAUUACCAACUUCUAUUCGAUAUAAUCAUGAUAGAAUAUUAGCACCUCCACUUGCUAUUCUUAAAGUGUACGAUUCAUUAUCCAAAUAUGAAUAUUAUAUUCUAUAUAUUCAACAAAAUGUAACUAAUAUUCAUAUCAAUUCAACACCUCAACAAUGUCCAUAUGUUACUUCGUUUUCCUAUAUUCAAAAUUACACAUCUACUACAGCUAUCUUUCAUUAUCAUCAUCUUUGUCGAAAUGAUAAUCAAUUACUUUGUUUUCAUGAUCAGGACUACCUAUGUAUAUGCGAAUAUGAUCAUAGCCGUGUUGAUUGCCUCAGUUUUGGUUUAUCCACAGAUCAAUGCAACUUAUGUUUUUCCGAUGGUAAAUGUUUACAAGGUGAUCUUAACAAUCCCAAUGAUUUUUUGUGUUUAUGUCCGAAAUGUUCUCAUGGUCAACGAUGUGAAUUUACAACUUUUGCAUUUGGUUUUACUUUGGAUUCACUACUUAUCAAUGAUCUAUGGGUUGUUCAGAUAGUGUACACAUGUCUAGUCGCUUUGCUAUUCAUUAUUGGUAUAUUCACCAAUACAUGUUCAUUAGUUACUUUCAAACGACCUUAUUCACGAACAGUAACAGUUGGAAAUUAUCUUUAUAUUGUUUCUAUUAUCAAUCAAUGUGCACUCUUAUUUUUACUUCUUAAAUUCAUUCAUAUUUUGGGUGGUUUUACUGGACAUUAUGGACUAAAUUUAAUUUCAUGUAAGAUUAUUUCAUAUAUUUUAUUUGUCUUAACACGAACAACAUUUUGGUUACUCAGUUGGGUUACUUGUGAUCGACUUCUAAUGACUAUUUUUCCUACUUCAUUAUUAUCAAGAAAACCAAAUAUUGCUAUUGGAGUAAGUGUUGUGACUGUUAUAAUAUUGAGUGCAAUGCAUAUUCCUGAUAUUAUCUAUACAACCAUCGCCAGCGAUAGAUGCAUUGUAAACUUUGAUCAUCCUCUUAUUUCACUUUAUAAUCGUAUAAACACACUUCUUCAUUAUCUUGGAACAUUUGCUAUUCAAACAAUAUCUAUUACAUUACUGAUUGUUUUAAUAGCACGAAGUCGAGCAAAAGUAAGAGGUGAUAAUACUAGUUUUGGAGACGUAUUCAAAAGUAUGUUUAAUAGCAAAAAAGAACUGUAUGUGACACCCAUUAUUAUUGUUUUGAGUGCAUUACCACAAACAAUAUUAUCAUUUAGUCUUUCAUGCACAGAAUUAUCCAUAUGGCAACGACAUACUCUUUUAAUUGCUUAUUUAUUUUCAUAUAGUCCUCAAAUACUUGGUUUUAUUCUUUUUGUUUUACCAUCAAAAGCAUAUCAACAGGAAUUACAAAAAACUAAACUUAGUAACAUGACAAUUUUGAAAUGGAUUCUAAAGACAAAUACUAGUCAACAAUUCUUGCCGAUCAACAGUACGAAACGCAACCAAACAUUUGUAAAAUAA
Molecule: messenger RNA, 3039 nt
Organism: Adineta steineri
Lineage: Eukaryota; Metazoa; Rotifera; Eurotatoria; Adinetida; Adinetidae
Source: the annotation of a GenBank genome assembly